CCACAGUAGAUGCUAAAAAGCAGUCGUCUUUCACGGGCACACAAAAAUAAACCAACCCAUCUCAUCUGGAAAAAUCCUUCCUCACCGAAAGAGAGAAUUUUGUGAAUCUGGGUUUACAAUUCAGGUGAAAACUAGAAAGAUUUUCGUGCGGUACCCAUCACAGAAACACGACGAUCAAUCGAUUUCUUCUAGAUUCGAUCCGGUCGAACAGAAAAAAUGGCGAAUCUGUAUGUGAAAGCGGUUCCACCGCCGGAUAUGAACAGGAAUACGGAGUGGUUCAUGUAUCCAGGAGUGUGGACAACUUAUAUACUCAUUCUCUUCUUCGGUUGGCUCGUUGUUCUCUCCGUCUCUGGUUGUUCCCCUGGAAUGGCCUGGACUGUUGUUAAUCUCGCUCACUUCGUUGUAACUUAUCACUGCUUUCACUGGAUGAAAGGAACCCCUUUUGCAGAAGACCAAGGAAUCUACAAUGGUUUGACUUGGUGGGAACAAAUGGACAACGGUCAGCAACUUACACGCAACCGCAAGUUUCUUACCGUUGUUCCUGUUGUCCUGUAUUUGAUAGCAUCACAUACAACAGAUUACAGGCAUCCAUGGCUGUUCCUCAACACGCUUGCUGUGAUGGUUCUAGUUGUUGCCAAGUUCCCUAAUAUGCACAAGGUACGCAUCUUCGGCAUCAAUGGUGAUAAAUAAGCUUUCUUUAAGCUUAUUUCCAUUUCUUUUAUGGUAAGAGAGGAGAAAGAAAGAGGAAGAAAAGGGGAUAUAAGCAAACACAUAUUUGUAUAAAUGUUCAUAUGAAUUGGUUUAAUUCGAGAGUUAUGUUUGUUGGGAAUUUGUAAGUAACUAAUUUUGAAGCCUUAUCUUCUUCUUUUCUAUUAUGGCACGAAAUUCAUAAUCUUUUUUUCGUU
This is a messenger RNA of Eutrema salsugineum, 905 nucleotides long. Its product is annotated as ORM1-like protein 3. Gene Ontology annotation, cellular component: endoplasmic reticulum membrane. Lineage: Eukaryota; Viridiplantae; Streptophyta; Magnoliopsida; Brassicales; Brassicaceae. The transcript is spliced from 3 exons. Bases 217 to 690 code for a protein of 157 amino acids. Gene Ontology annotation, biological process: negative regulation of ceramide biosynthetic process; intracellular sphingolipid homeostasis; ceramide metabolic process. The record is from RefSeq and is a predicted model, not a curated record.